Jatropha curcas is the source of this 1304-nucleotide messenger RNA. RefSeq names its product Homeodomain-like superfamily protein. NCBI's taxonomy places the organism in Eukaryota, Viridiplantae, Streptophyta, Magnoliopsida, Malpighiales, Euphorbiaceae. The record is from RefSeq and is a predicted model, not a curated record.
GUUAACCAACCCCUCAUGCGCCCAAGCUUAGCUGGCACGUUUUCCACCUAAUACCAGCCACCACCACCUCCUCCUCCGCCGCCGCCACCACUUGCACCACCCAAUACCCAACAACAAAACCACACUUUCCAAACCCUAACCCUAACCCCCCACAUUCGCACAAUGGCCACGCCAUCACCGUCUCCCUCUCCACCACCGCCGCCAGAAUCACCAUCAUCAAAACCUAAAGGCAAGAAACCCCACCCUGUGCCCUGGACCCACCAAGAAACGGUCCAUCUAAUCCAAGCCUACCAAGAAAAAUGGUACUCCUUAAAACGAGGACAACUUAAAGCCAACCAGUGGCAAGAGGUGGCUACAACCGUCGCAGCACGGUGUGGCUAUGACUACAAUGGUCACCCAACCAAAACCGUCAUCCAAUGCCGCCACAAGAUGGAGAAGCUCCGGAAACGGUACCGCGAGGAACGACGGCGUGUGUCUGUUACCGGCGUAUGCUCCUGGCAAUAUUUUGACCUCAUGGACUCCUUGGACCGAGGUCCAGUGCCUAUCCAAGCACGGCCUUUGUCUUUAAUACCACCCAAUGAUACUGAAGAAGAAGAAGAAGAAGAUAGUGAGGAGGAAGGAGAAGAAGAAGAGGAAGAAGAAAAUUAUGGGUAUAGAAGUAAAUCAAGGAGUAUUAAUUAUAUACUGAGAAAACCAACUAUUGUUAAUCGUUUUGCAGGAAGUGAUUCUGGGUUUAUAAGGGCAGCGGUGGCUGCGACAAAGAGAAAGAGAGAGGAAAUGGCAGCAGCUGUGCAGGUAGUAGAGGAGGAGGAAGUGGAGGAAGAUGCGGCGGGAUUGAGUUUGGCAGGAGAAAUAAGAGCUUUUACAGAAAGAAUGGUAGGAAUGGAGAGGAAGAAGAUGGAGAUUAUGAAGGAGACUGAGAAAUUGAGAAUGGAAAUGGAGAAUAAGAAAAUGGAAAUGAUUUUAGAUUCUCAGAGGAAAAUUGUUGGUACGGUCUUUGCAGCUUUUGGGCUGAGAGAGGACUAAGAAUUUUUAAGGUUCAGUACUCUUCUAAUUUUUAGCUGCAGUAUUAGGAUUAUGAAUAUUAUUCCUCUUGAUAGUCAAAUUUGAAUUACUACUGCCAACAACAAGUUUUUGAUGAUGAUGAUGAUUUUAUUCUAUCAGAUGACGGAAUGAAAUAGCUGUAGUUAUUUGAUAUAAUUUCAUCUGAAUUGUCUUUGCUAUUCUUGAUUAAAAAUGUAGUGAAUUGAUUUCAGUGACUUGAACAGCAGCUAACAAUAACAUGACCAAAAAUUGAAACUAUA